AUGGAAGAUAAUAUAAUUGACGUGCUUGACUUGCCAACACAAAUGGAUCAUAUAAACGAUACGAGCGACCCUGGUGUAUGUCAACUAAUUUAUAUCGUUUAUGAAUGUUUGACCGUGGCUAUUUCCAGUAGUAGUUGGGUCAUACCAAUGACAUUUGAAGAACGUUACUCGUUUGAUAGGUAUCCCCGGGUCAUAUCGACCCGCCGUACUCCACCCGGAGAACAUCGAAUAAGCUGGAAAUACUCCAUAAAGGCGAUACCAAAGAACAUCUGCAAUGCUAAUCUUCCUGUUGGAAGUGGAAUAUGUGGGCAUAAUAGUAUCCGCAGAAUCUCUAAUGAGCAAAGGCCCAUAUGUACAUGCCCUGAAAGUUAUUCCUUGAUAGACCCUGAAAGUGACAGCACAUUUGGGAGCAAUGCAACACAAGAUUUUAAGGAAGAGAUAGGACGAGGGGCGUUUGGAGUAGUUUACAAGGGUGUAAUUAAAGCAGGAGGUAUUCCGAGUCUUGUGGCUGUCAAAAAAUUAGAUCGAAUGAGUGAAGAUGCGGAUAAGGAGUUCAAAACCAAAGUGAAUGUGAUCGGUCAAACAGAUCACAAAAAUCUAGGAACGAGAUCAGAGGUUAUUGGUAUACGAAUACAUGAGCAACGCAUACAGAUCAUACAUUGUGAUGUAAAACCUCAGAAUGUACUUCUAGAUGACUAUCACAAUGCUCGGAUUGCUGAUUUUGGGUUGGCAAAGCUUUUGGCACUAAAUCAAACGCAGACUAAUACGACGAUCAGAGGAACCAAAGGGUAUGUAGCCCCUGAAUGGUUCAGGCAUAAACCGUUGUCAGUGAAGAUUGGGCGCUUGAUUGCUACUGAGCUAAUGAUUUAG
Messenger RNA from Amaranthus tricolor (Joseph's coat), 870 nucleotides. RefSeq names its product G-type lectin S-receptor-like serine/threonine-protein kinase RLK1. The record is from RefSeq and is a predicted model, not a curated record. Gene Ontology annotation, molecular function: protein kinase activity; ATP binding. Gene Ontology annotation, biological process: protein phosphorylation. The transcript is spliced from 5 exons. Bases 1 to 870 code for a protein of 289 amino acids. NCBI's taxonomy places the organism in Eukaryota, Viridiplantae, Streptophyta, Magnoliopsida, Caryophyllales, Amaranthaceae.